This is a messenger RNA of Pseudozyma flocculosa PF-1, 1128 nucleotides long. RefSeq lists its product as uncharacterized. The record is from RefSeq and is a predicted model, not a curated record. NCBI's taxonomy places the organism in Eukaryota, Fungi, Basidiomycota, Ustilaginomycetes, Ustilaginales, Ustilaginaceae. The coding region runs from base 1 to 1128 and encodes 375 amino acids. Gene Ontology annotation, cellular component: nucleus. The transcript is spliced from 5 exons. Gene Ontology annotation, molecular function: ubiquitin protein ligase activity.
AUGGGCCGCCAUUCGAAGCACAAUACGGCCUCGGGCCACUUUACCUAUGCCGAGUACCAGAUGCUCGCCGACCGGUGGGGCACGCAGCGCCAGAGGCUGGGUUCCGAGUCGGUGCGCCGCUUCGACUGCUGCUCGCUCUGCCUCCAGACGGCGCGCGAUCCUGUAUGCUGCAGCGAGGGUCACGUCUUUUGCAAGGAAUGCAUACUCCAAGAUCUGCUGACGCAAAAAGCAUCGAUCGAGCGGUUCAAAGCCGAGCUCGAGAGGUGGGAGAGGGAGGAAGAGGCAGAGAGGCAGAUGCAGGCGCAGCAGGCGAGAGAGCGGGUGUCGCGGGACUUUGAACAGCGCUACGACGCCCUCGCCACCUCGGCCUCGCGCUCGGCAGCCGCAGCUGCGAGGACCAACGGCGACGACGACGGAGCGGAGCGGGACGGACAGACGGCAGGGGUUUCGAAUCCGCUCAAGCGCAAGGCAAUCAGCAGCGGACCGACGGGCGAGGCCGCGGGGCCCACGACGCUGUCGGAGCGCAUGGCGGCCCAGGCCCGCGAGGCCGAACGCGCCGCCAUCGCCAAGAUCGCCGCCGAGCAGGCCCAGGCGCGCAAGGCCAAGCUGCCGGCCUUCUGGCUGCCCUCGCUCACCCCGACCGAGGCAGAGGCGCCGCCAAAGGUGCUGCGCGACAAGCUCAAGCCGCUCUGCAAGGCCGAAAACGAAAAGGGCCACCGCAUAACCAUGAAGACGCUCCACCCGGUCAGGUUUCCGACGCUGGACAGCGAGACAAAGGUGUGCGCCGGGUGCAAGAAGGUGCUCACCACCUCGUCGAUCCUCUUUGCGCUCAAGCAGUGCGGACACGUCCACUGCACGACGUGCGUCUCGACGCUGCUCGUCCCCUCUGCCCAUCCGGCGUGCGUCGAGUGCGAUACGCCGCUCAAGCUCGAAAAGCCCGAGGCCCCGUCGUCGGCGUCGUCAAAGGCCGACGACACCCCUUCGGCCGCCGCGGCGACGACGACGACGACGACGACGACAAAGAGGAUCCGGCAGGGGGAACUGAUCCAGCUCCAGCGCGAGGGGACCGGCUACGCUGCCGGCGGCAUCAGCGUCGUCGAGAAAAAGGGCACCGCCUUCCAGGGAUGA